Molecule: messenger RNA, 1972 nt
Organism: Aspergillus alliaceus
Lineage: Eukaryota; Fungi; Ascomycota; Eurotiomycetes; Eurotiales; Aspergillaceae
Exons: 2
Coding region: 187-1632 (481 amino acids)
Source: RefSeq, a predicted model, not a curated record
GGAACAACAACUGAACCAAGUGGCGUAUUCCAGGCUCAGCUGAACUUUCGGGGUUUGCUCUGUUCAUUGAACAUGCCAGUCAGAUCCAGAUAAAAUCCGGGACGUGGACGUGGUACUUGAAUAUCUCGAAUUAACUUGCCUGAACUUCAAGUGCGUUUGCCAUGUAUUGAACAAGUUUAUUUUCGCAUGGUCAAAAUGGUCCCAACAAUCCUGUUGCUGUCUUUCCUAGGGACAGCAUGGGGCAAUCCUCUAGUCUCUCGUGCCACUUCUAUCAUAGCCGACGGCUCCCAGGUCCCAUCCUCAGAAUCACCCGCCUUUCCAAGUCCUGCAGGCGAGUCAACUUGCUACACCAGCAGUCAAUGGCUCGUCAUCUCCGGUACAAGCAUAUUCUGGCCAACCUCCACCAACUACCUCUAUGGACCAACCGACAACCCUGACGUCGACUGCGCAGCGCAAUGGAUGCAAUAUGAUGCCCGAUCAAGCGGCCUCGAGUCUCUGGGCCCUACCGCGACAUCAACAUUAACGGAACUAAUCCCGACCAGCACAGGCGCCUGCAGGACAAGCAGCCACCUUGAAAGAUCUGACGAUAUCCAUACCGGCCCUGUUACCACACUUUGCGACGGGCAUGCGCGCGCCCUCGGCCCCCCAGAAACCGUGACAGACUAUUACCCUGGCACAGGACCAUGCAGCACCUUCUACCUCCCCACAACUAUCACAACAACUCUCUACAACUCUCCCUCUGGCUCCCCAGCUUGCCAUCUUCAUCGCGAAGGCUGCAAGGCCGUCUGGGAAACAUACAAAAGCCGCUCACUUGCCUACAAGUCAAGUAUCUCCGUUUCUGUCCCAGGCGACACAAACAGUCCCCUCGUCCCCGGCCGCUGCCCUAUGACAACACGCGACAGGCCAGAGCAAUGCGGUAGCUGCCACUUUCUUCCCGACACCGCAACGCUAUUUUACUGGCCCGUUACAACCGCCAGUGGCGAACUCUGCGCUCAAAAUGGAACCACAAUCCCCGCUACACCGACUGGUAACGGCCCUAAUACAGCACUGCUAGGAAGUCAAACUCUUGUCUCACCCAGUGCCUAUAUUUUCUUCACAUCAAUUUACGCCUGGGGUAAUAGUAAUCACGCCGGGCAGUGUGGCGCAUACCAUGAAAACAAGAUGAUCUCUGUGCAUCCAACAGCCAUCACUUCACGGAGAGGACACAGAAAUGCGCGGUAUCCCACCCGUGGAACAGCGUAUCCGUUUAACUUUGCAGAGUUUUUCCCUCAGACGAUAGGUAACUAUACACAGCCUCUAAUCCCCUGGCCGCAGUAUUGGGGUGGGUCGCAGUGUGGCGUGUAUGAUUCUGCCUGUACAAUGAUCCGGAAUGAUUAUUUGCCUUUCAUCGAUAUGCCGGAUGCGGUAACGCAGAUCGACGCCAAGUGGGAGAGCUGUGAUCGGAGUUGGUAUAUCCCAGCUGUGACUUUGGUGCCGAUAGUGGAUGGGACUGUUAGCUUUCCGAGCCCAACGCCUACCAGGGAUGGAAACGCAGAGGAAAUACUGGGGUUAGAAGAAGCAGUACCACAGGGCUCAGUGGGUGCGCCGACGCCGACACCGACGCCCUUGUCGACGGAAAGUCUGGGAUGGUGAGCGGCUUGGUACAUCGGUAUUGAGAGGUGGUAUUCAAGGUUGCGCGGACCAUUAGCAUCAGUGCACUUUGUGCACUAUUAGCUUCGCGCAAGCAAAAGCAACGGACUGUGGUGAAAUAUAGGGGACGCGUAGGAGACAUUUGUUACGAAAACACCAUAUAUAUAGAUGGUGGUUAGACGUACCAAACAAGGAGUUGGAUAUUUUAGUCAUUUGAGCCUAGUAGUGAACCUAAGCCCGCUAUGUUGAUAACAAGUAUUCGUUGUGAAAAGCCAAGGCUCGAUCAAUUAAGCGAUAGAGUUCUAUAAAGUGCUAUACAAUGCUUUACUCGCAAAACAUUUCC